AAAACGACAACUUUCUUUACAGACGUUGCUACUUCCGGGUAGUUAAUAAUUCAAGUGAGUAGUGAGUUUAAUUCUUUCAACUUCACAUUUCAAGAUUGAUAACCAUGAGGAGAGCAGCUGUAGCCAACAAAAGCCCCCAAUCAAAAGUGCUGAAAGUGGUCACAGAAUUCGAUGCCUUCCCCAAAGUACCUGACAACUUCAAAGAAACAACUGCAGCUGGUGGUGGAAUUGCGGUGGUCACAUUUGUGUUCAUCUUUAUUCUGGUAUUGUUUGAGUUCAUGUAUUACACAAACACCAAGCUCAAGUUUGACUAUGAGGUGGAUACUGAAGUUGACGGGAAGAUCAAAAUUAACAUCGACAUGACCAUAGCCAUGAAGUGUGAAUACAUCGGUGCUGACGUGUUAGACCAGACUGGUCAGGACACCCACAGUUUUGGCACCCUUCUGAUGGACCCCACCCACUACACUCUGACCCCGGCUCAGCAGAGCUUUCGGGACAUCACACGACGCAUCAACCAGUACCUAAAGGACGAGUAUCACGCCAUACAGGAGCUCCUGUGGCUGUCUGGGGCUGUUGGUGUGAAGAUGGGAUCACACAGAGAGGCAGAAGGACAGAAGGGGCCUAUGGAUGCAUGCAGGGUGCAUGGGUCACUGGAGGUCAACAAGGUGGCUGGAAACUUCCAUAUUACUGCUGGAAAGCAUUUCCCCCAGCUACAGUUUGGUCUGGGUCAUAUUCAUUUAGAAGGGUUCCUAUCGGAACAUGACUACAACUUCACUCACAGGAUUGAUCACUUUUCAUUUGGGGAGGUGACCUCUGGAAUUGUUAACCCUCUAGAUGGAGAGGAGCAGGUCACUCAAAGCAAUUACCACCUGUUCCAGUAUUUCAUGAAGAUAGUUCCGACCAAAGUGCGGACCUAUGCCAACCAAGUGGACACAUACCAAUACUCUGUUACUGAACGGAGCCGUCCCAUAGACCACAGUCAUGGCAGUCAUGGUGUUCCAGGGAUAUUCAUCAAGUACGAGCCGUUCUCAUUCAAGGUCGUAGUCAGGGAGGAGCACCUGCCAUACAGCCAGUUCCUGGUCAGACUAUGUGGGAUUGUGGGCGGCAUCUUCGUUGUAUCAGGUAUGCUCCAUGAUAGUGUUGGAGUUAUUGUGGACAUCAUGUGUUGCCGCUUUAAGCUGGGCAGAUACAGCCCCGUUUCCACGGCAACUCAGCCCCUUCUAGUGCCGGAGAGUGAAGCCAGUCUGGCACACGGCAAAUCUCUUUUGUCCACAUCAAGUGUAGACGAUCAGUCUUACACGCCUGUACAGUUUGCGAGUGGCUACACGAAUCAUGACUUAAACAAUUCAUACAAUGGGCAGACACAGUUUGAUGGUGUACAAAGCUAGUGGGUGUCAUUGGCUUAUUUUAGUUCAUAAGAAUUCCAUCAUGAUUUUUUAAUGUUUCUUUUAGUUUUUAUGCCCCCAGUAGGGUGGCAUAUAGCAAUUGAACUGUCCGUUAGUCUGUCUGUCUGUCAGUGCAUUAACAUUGGCCAUAACUUUUGCAAUAUUGAAGAUGGCAACUUGAUAUCUGGCAUGCAUGUGAAUCUCAUGGAGCUGCACAUUUUGAGAGGUGAAAGGUCAAGGUCAUGCUUCAAAGUCAAAGUUCAAAUAUAUGGCUUCAAAGCGGCACAGUAGGGGGCAUUGUGUUUCUGAGAAACACAUCUCUUGUUCUAUAAUGUUUUUAUUGUUGAAAUGUUUGCAACAUAUAGAAAUUUUUCCACUGUGUUUCAAUAAAACAUUGUUGUUGAUUACCUUUUUUGCAUUUUUUUCUUUUUUGCACUUUUUAAGAAUAAAAAGUUGUCAUUAUGUAUUGUAAAUGUUUGUUUGAAAUAUUCUGUUUUCAUGAUCAAUAGCUUACUAAAAAAUUUAAAACAUUUGUUUUUCAUGUAGAACUUGAUGUAAAAUCAAACAAUAAAUAUUUAUUAUUUUUGAUAAGGUGAAGUUAAUGAUAUUUACUGUGCUCAAGAAUUACAUGAAUUAUUUGUUUUCAUAGAAAAUCAAACUUUAUCAUAAAGUUAUUAAUGUAGGGUUGAUUAUAUUCGUUGUGCUUAAGAAGUACUCUAAUAAUUUAAACUUACUUGUUAAUUAUUAAUUAAGUAUGUACUAUACAUGUUCAUAUGUUUUUAAAUCCACAAUGAAUUGUUUUCUGAGAUUGCUUUUUAGCUCGACUAUUAUAUAUGAAAUAUAUAUAGUGGAGCUAUCCUACUCACCCCGGCGUUAGCGUUACCGUAAGUGUUAGCGUUAGCGUGCAAAUGUUAAAGUUUUCGUACUACCCCAAUUAUUUUCAUUGUCCCUUGACAUAUUGAUUUCAUGUUUUGCAUACUUGUUAACCAACAUGACCCCAACCUAUAAACAAGAGCAGAAAACUCUAUCAAGCAUUUUGUCAUAAUUAUGGACCCUUUUUCACUUAGAAUAUGCAGCAAAUGUUAUAGUUUUCGUACUACCCCAUUUAUUUUCAUUGUCCCUUGACAUAUUGCUUUCAUAUUUUGCAUACUUGUUGACCAACAUCACCUCAACCUAUAAACAAGAGCAGACAACUCUAUCAAGCAUUUUGUCAUAAUUAGUGCCCCUUUUAUACUUAGAAUAUGCAUAUUAUUGAUAAAUCUAUGUUAAAGUUUGCGUACUACCCCAAAUAUUUCCUAUAUCCUUUCACAUAUUGCUUUUAUAUGUUGCAUAUUUGUUAACCAACAUGAUCCCAACCUAUAAACAAGAGCAGACCACUGUAUUAAGCAUUUUGACAUAAUUAUUGCCCCAUUUACACUUAAAUAAUUGAACAUUUUGCUUAAAUUGCCAUAACUUCUUUAUUAAUGAUCACAUGUUAUUAUUACUUUGACAAAACAACACUUACCUGAAUACCACAAUGGAUUCCACCCAAACAAUACCCCACGUCCCUACCCAGCAUCCCUCCCCCAGACCUCCCCCCAUUUUUUUAAAACAUCAUCUAAAAAAUUACCACACCCCACAUUAUACCCCCCUGUCACCCCCUACCCCCCCCCCCCAAUUUUUUUUUUAAACAUCAUCUAAUAAAUAACCCCACCCCACAUUAUAACCCCUCUCACCCCCUACCUCCUCCCUCCAAAAGUUUUUUUCUUCCUUUUUAGCUCACCUGAGCACAACAUGCUCAUGUUGAGCUAUUGUGAUCGCCUUUUGUCCGUCGUGCGUUGUGCGUCGUCAACAUUUACCUUGUUAACACUCUAGAGACCACAUUUAUUGUCCAAUCUUCAUGAAACUUACUCAAAACAUGUGUCCCAAUAAUAUCUUGGACGAGUUCGAAAAUGGUUCCGGUUGAUUGAAAAACAUGGCCGCCAGGGGGCGUGGCAGUUUGCUAUGGUAAAACCUUGUUAACACUCUAGAAGUCACAUUUAUUGUCCGAUCUUCAUGAAACUUUGUCAGAACAUGUGUCCCAAUAAUAUCUUGGACGAGUUUGAAAAUGGUUCCAGUUGGUUGAAAAACAUGGCCGCCACAGGGCGUGGCAGUUUUCCUUAUAUGGCUUUAGUAAAACCUUGUUAACACUCUAGAAGUCUCAUUUUUAGUCCAAUCUUCAUGAAACUUUGUCAGAACAUGUGUACCAAUAAUAUCUUGGACGAGUUCGAAAAUGGUUCUGGUUGUUUGAAAAACAUGGCCGCCAGGGGGGCUUGACAGUUUUCCUUAUAUGGCUAUAGUAAAACCUUGUUAACACUCUAGAAGUCACAUUUUUCGUCCAAUCUUCAUGAAACUUGGUCAAAACAUGUGUCCCAAUAAUAUCUUGGACGAGUUCGAAAAUGGUUCCAGUUGAAUGAAAAACAUGGCCGCCAUGGGGGGGGGGCAGUUUUCCUUAUAUGGCUUUACUGUAUGGUAAAACCUUGUUAACACUCUAGAAGUCACAUUUGUGGUCCAAUGCUCAUGAAACUCGGUCAGAAUAUUUGAACUAAUAAUAAUAAUAAAAAACAUGGCCGCAAGGGGGCGUGGCAUUUUUCCUUAAAUGGCUAUUUACUACAAAACCUUGUUAACACUCUAGAAGUCACAUUUAUUAUCCAAUCUUUAUGAAACUUGAUCUGAACAUUUGUUCUAACAAUGGCUUGAGUGAGUUUGAAAAUGGUUAUGGUUUGUUGAAAAACAUGGCCACCAGGGGGGGGGGGGGGGGGGCAGCUGUCCUUAUAUGGCUUUAGUGAAAACUUGAUGACACUAUAUUAGCCACAUUUAUAGGCCAAUCUUCAUGAAACUUGGUCAGAACAUUUGUCCCAAUGACAUUUUGCCAGAGAUUGAAGCUGGGUCAUAUGAGCUAAAAAACUAGGUCACAAGGUCAAAUAAAAAAAAAACAUGUUAAAAGUCACUUUUUUGCUCCAAAAUAAUCUUCAUGAAUCAGCUUGCAUUUUUUUCAGAAUAGUCUAGUUCCUUUGGCUUUCAGGUGAGCGCCUUAGGGCCUGAUGGCCUUCUUGUUUUAUUUUUUAAAGAUCGUCUAAUAAAUGACCACACCCCACAUUAUACCCCCUCACACCCCCCCACCCCCCUCCUCAAAUUUUUUUUUCCUUUUUUUAUUUUUGAAAGAUCGUCUAAUAAAUUAUUGAAUAUGAACAAUUUCCCCAUGAUGGCUUACGUUAUACUGUCUCUUGAAUAGUCUAGCGCGCUGACCUCUGACAGCUCUUGUUUUUCAUAAAUCUGUCAAAGAAUAAAAAAUACCUUAAUUCUAAUCUUUUGCAUAUAUUCCUUAAAAUUUACUGACAGUAAAUAAAAUUAAACUUUUCAAAUAACUUAACAAAUGAUUGUAUAGCUGAAAUAUCUGUAUAAUCAUCUUAAAAUUGUCACAUAGUUUCUUUCUGAAGAAAUUUAUUUUAAUCAUUUGUGGAAAUCAUAUUUUUUAUAAGUUAAAAACCAUGGAUAUUCAUAUGAAACGUGUGUCAAUGCCAGCUAUUGAGUUUGUAUAUGCCAUCAUUGACAUGUGACUUUAAAUGAUAUUAUAUCUAUGCAUUUACAAUGCUGCUUUAUGGUCCUGCUGGUCUGUGUUCAACAAGAGCUACAACAGUAUGCCAACAGUAUACAUAUUUACAGGGGCAACGUCAACUUGUUUAGUGGCGCAGCAGGACUCGUGUUACUUUUAAAUUCCAGAAUUGAUAUAUUUUGCAUUCUAAUGCAAUGUGACUACAUGUAUUGUAUUAAUUGUAUAGUCAUUUUGAUAACAACUAUGUAAUAAAUAGGAUCUUACAA
Dreissena polymorpha is the source of this 5225-nucleotide messenger RNA. RefSeq names its product endoplasmic reticulum-Golgi intermediate compartment protein 2-like. The record is from RefSeq and is a predicted model, not a curated record. The coding region runs from base 105 to 1388 and encodes 427 amino acids. Gene Ontology annotation, cellular component: COPII-coated ER to Golgi transport vesicle; endoplasmic reticulum; membrane. Lineage: Eukaryota; Metazoa; Mollusca; Bivalvia; Myida; Dreissenidae. Gene Ontology annotation, biological process: endoplasmic reticulum to Golgi vesicle-mediated transport; retrograde vesicle-mediated transport, Golgi to endoplasmic reticulum. The transcript is spliced from 11 exons.